Molecule: messenger RNA, 5262 nt
Organism: Esox lucius (northern pike)
Lineage: Eukaryota; Metazoa; Chordata; Actinopteri; Esociformes; Esocidae
Gene: slc16a2
Product: solute carrier family 16 member 2
Exons: 8
Coding region: 1067-2815 (582 amino acids)
Biological process (GO): transmembrane transport
Molecular function (GO): monocarboxylic acid transmembrane transporter activity; thyroid hormone transmembrane transporter activity
Source: RefSeq, a predicted model, not a curated record
UGUAAUUGUUGGAUUAUUUAUUUAUGCACACAAAUCAGGGAGAGCAUGGCCGAUUUGAUAGAAUUCUACAUUAAUUGUAUAGCUUUCAUUCUGACACAACUUUUGUUUUAAACACAGAGAAUCAUUUUUUUCCGAAACAUUUAUCAAAUCACUUUUUAAGGUGGAGAGCAAUAUAACACUAAGACGCUGCACUCGCCCCUGCUUGACCAUGCUCUCCCCGAUUGAGAGUUGUGUGCAUAGAGAGACAGUUAAACAAUAAAUGUAAGUGAUUCAUGAACUUAAAUAGAUCUUAGAUAUUAAUUUGCUAAUCCCCUUUAACACAGCUGUGAUCGUGAUAAGAAACUGCCAAAGUUGAUUACGUCUUAAUUUUCACAGUGCACACUUUAUUUCAACUGUGCAGGGUUGCAUGUUAUGUUUUGACAUGAUUUUACCUGGGUCAUCAGGAAAUGAAGCUGAAAGUCCAACCCAGCUAACCUAGGGCAGGUUUGGGUCAAUAUAAAUCCCACCCCGUGCACUACAUGAAAUUGAUUGAUGCCUUCAAUGGCGUUGUCCAUGCCAAACAGUAUUUUGACCACUUGAGUCCUCUAACCCUCUCUAUGUUUUUUGUAGAAACAGCAGAAGGGGUGGGGAGACAUUCGAGUCUUUCCGUAAUCUCGUCCGGCAGGAAUUUUAAAUCCAUCCCUGAGCUCGGCCAUUGGUAACCGGGUCAUUGGAGGCGGGGGCAAGCGUGCUGAAUGAAGAUUACGGGAUUUGGACCACGACUGGACGGCUGCGACUCAGCGCGAGGACGAGAUUGAGGUUGGCGAAUAGCAGACGUUUUGACAGGUUGAUUCACAUUUGCACCGAGCAGGAAAGCGAACGUGACAAUUUUACAUGCUGUAGUAAUAAACCAUGAAAUACUUGCCAAUCGCGUCACUUCUGAAGUUGAUUCAGUGAUUUAACUUUGACUAGAAUUCUUGGAAGAACAGAGGAGCGAGAAACCCAUUCUGUCUACUUAUUUUGUAAAAUAACAUCUCAUCAUUCAAUCCGCUACUCUCGCUGUCUGCCGGGGUCUGAUGCCUGAGCGAUGCACGUGCACCCAGAACACAACUGUAUCCCCUCUACUGUACAGGAGACGGUGGGGAUCAACGGGAUAGGAGAGAGUCAGACCAAUGAGCAACCAUCUAGCGGCAAGCUGCCGGCCGAACAUUGUGAUGCUACAGAAGAUUCUGAAAUGGAGCAGAAAGGUGGUUCUCCACAAGACCAGGAGAAACAGCCAGAACCGAAGGACCAAGGAUUGGACCAGAGAGAUGUCGAAUAUAAUAUCACACACGACGACAGUACUCUCCAGCUUAUCGAGGCUCAACGCCUCGAUAGUAAACCAGAUGUGUCCCCGGAUUCUGAUUCUCAGUCCCCGGUACCGUUAUCAGGCCAGAACCCAGGGUUCGUCCCGCCAGAAGGCGGGUUUGGAUGGUUAGUUGUUUUCGCUGCUACUUGGUGUAAUGGAUCCAUCUUCGGGAUACAGAACUCAUUCGGUAUACUCCACAUGAUGCUCGCGAAAGACCACUCAUCGCAGUUCAAAACAGCUUGGGUGGGAGCCCUGGCAAUGGGCAUGAUCUUCUUCUGCUCCCCGGUGGUCUCCAUGUUCACCGAUCACUUCGGCUGCAGGAAGACAGCAGUGGGUGGAGCUACCGUGGCCUUUAUCGGACUCCUCAGCACCGCCUUUGCAACGUCUCUCAGCCUGCGGUAUUUCACCUAUGGGAUCCUGUUUGGUUGUGGCUCCUCCUUUGCCUUCCAGCCCUCCCUUGUGAUCCUGGGACACUACUUUCGCCGGCGUCUGGGGCUGGCCAACGGAGUGGUGACAGCCGGCAGCAGCCUGUUCUCAAUGGGCCUUCCUGUGCUGCUCACUAAGGUGGCAGAGCCGCUGGGCCUUAGCAAAACCUUCCAGAUACUCAGCCUCUUCAUGCUGGUCCAGGCCCUGCUGGCCCUGACCUUCAGACCCCUGCUGCCCCUUGGAGCUCCAAUGGGACCACCAGGACCUGGAGAGCCUGAUGGGUCCACAACCCAGCCUGGGGCCACUCCCCGGGGAGGCCGCUGGAACAGGGGCCUGGCUCAGGUUCGGAAGGCCUUCAACCUGCAGGUGUUUCAUAUUGUCACCUACCGGGUGUGGGCGUUUGGGGUGGCUACAGCUGUGCUGGGAUACUUCGUGCCCUAUAUCCACUUGAUAAACUUUGUGAAAGAGCAGUUCAAGGAGACUCAGAAGGAGUGGAUCUUGUUGGUGUGCAUAGGAGCCUCAUCUGGUGUGGGACGCCUGCUCUUCGGGAAAGUAGGUGACCUCAUUGCUGGAGCCAAGAAGAUCUGGAUGCAGACGGUGUCAUUCAUGGUGCUCGGUCUGAUGUCCAUUUUGAUCCCCCAGUGCACUGUGUUUGAAGGCCUGAUCGUAGUCUGUGUGUUUUUGGGACUUUGUGAUGGCUGCUUCAUUACCAUCAUGGCUCCCAUAGCCUUUGAGCUCGUGGAUCCCAUGCAGGCCUCCCAGGCUAUUGGCUACCUCCUGGGACUCAUGGCUCUGCCCAUGACCGCCGGACCCCCAAUCGCCGGGCUGCUUCAUGACAUCUUUGGGGAUUACCACAUGGCCUUCUAUCUGGCGGGGGUCCCUCCUAUCGUGGGGGGCUUGGUGCUGUUCUUAGUGCCCCUGAUACACCAGCGACAGCAGAGAAUCUUGGGGGGCCAGAGUGGAGGGGCAGAGGACCACAUGCUGCCCCCCGUGACGACCCCCAAGGACUGUUCUAAUGGAGACCUGUUGCCCGGAUACACUGACAUAGAAACACACAUAUGAGUAUCACUACACAAAGGGAUUCUAUUCACCAGCACCUGAAAUCACAAACCCCGCCACCCAUGCCACGCCCUGAACGUCAGACCAACUACCUGCGGAUGGACCUUUGACAUCUGACACAGUUUCUAUAGGAAAAGCCCCCUCCUGUCCAGACACCAGAGUUACUCAUUGUGAUCCCUGUGGUCCCCGGAGAGGGCAAGGAGUUUUUACCUUCCUAAUGAAAGGAGGAGGGCGUCACUGUCCGACUUCCUCCAAUGAGGAGAGAGAAGAAGUGCAUUAUAAUGGAAUCUGGGCGUUACCCAAAAGGUGUUGUCUCUCCCUGACGAGUGAUUGAGGGUUUAAAUGUGAAUGCUCAUGGUAAGGGCCGUCACCUGAAGUAUUCUUUUUAACCCUAUAGCGUCGGACAUCAGAAAUGCAUGAAUCUUUUUAUGUUUAACAUGUAUUUCCGAGUAUGUAAAUAAUUUAAUAUUCUUUCGUAGGUUUUUAAAUGAGAGAUUAUUAAGAAAGAGGAAAAGUUUAACAAUAAUUGAAAGGAGUACUUGGUACUUCUAUCUAGAUGAAAAGCAUUUUACACUUUAUUUUAAUGUUAUAUGUUCUUCUGUAGAUUAUUAUAUAUGUCAAAGACAUAAUAUAGAUCAUUUUAAUGAUUUCAGUUACGACACCUUGCAGUUGCAUUUGAACUAGUCUCAACAGAUAAUGUUCAUUGUAGAUUUAUGAAGGCGCUACGCUAGCAUCUGUUUCCAUUUUGCAUUAUACUAAAUGUAUCAACUGCGUAUCAAAAGCUCUAAAAUGUAAUCACCUCACCCAGAUAGAAUUUACUGAUGCAGUUUUUCAAUCCAACCUGUGCUAUGGCGGAAAUAAUGAUGAAUUGAGCCAGACCAUACAGAACAGAUCUGUUAGUCUUCUGAGUUUGUAGAGCCUUAAAUCAAUUUUGUAAUUAUAAAAUGUCUGUUAUUGAUUCACUCUAAUCUUUUUCAUACACAAUUUUGGAUAAGUAAAUAUUUUCUGAAAUGUUUUGCCAAAUAAUAAUUUAGUAUGCAUAUGUUUGUUUUAUCUUUCAGCAUUUGUUUUAUUUAAUUUUUUGUUUUAUUUUACUGUCUUUUUAAAAUGACAUUGGGAUCUUGUUUUUCCCAUGGGGAUUAAUCCUUACUUUUCUUUUCAGUCCAACUUCUGAUUGGUCCUGCAUUGCUGUCCAUGGGUCAAUACAUGACUACUACUAAGUGAAAAUUGUUCUUGUGUAAAAUUUGGAAUUAAGUGGAAGUUUAGAGUUGCAUCAUUUUUAGCUGUGGUCAGUCAAGAGUUGAGCCAGAGAUCCCAACUGCCUGUUUUCUGAAAUCUAGGGAUGCUAACAAUGCUUAUUCAGUAUCCACUGGUCAGCAAUAACCAGUAGUUGAGAAUAUUGCUUGACAGUUCAUUCAAAACAUGUAACCUUCAGUCUGCUGCUGUUUCUGGGACAAACAAUCUAAAUCUAUAUCAAGGGCAUUGAACUUAAUUUUGAAUGGAAAGGUGUUUUUGCCGUGUGCAUGUUUGUAUGUGUAUGUGUGUGUGUGUGUGUGUUUGGGCAUUGGUCCACAGACCAGACAAUUAUAGACAUUACUCAUUGUUUGAUCCUUCCUCAUUCUGAUCCUUAUUGGUCCACAUCAAACCGAUGGUAAUGUUUUGAUGAUUUUGCUGCUUAACUACCUUCAGAUGACACUUCCCUGUACUGAUUGUUGGGUUCAUAAAUUGUCACGGUAGUUAUAACCAGAUAUUGCCUCAUGGAGUUUUUCACUCAAGCAGUAAAAAUUUAAUAGAAUGCAUAAACGUUUCAUAAACGUUAACUGGACCACUUACCUCCUGAAUAUUACAUUUUCUGAGUGUGACAGGAGAUGUAAAUCAGUGUCGUAAAGGACCACAUUCCCUGUGCACUGAACAGGGCACUGAUUCUGGUCAUAGGUCAAAUGUAGGGCAUGAUAAAGUGAAUAUAGUGCCAUUUAGGAAUCAGCAUUGAAUACACUAAGACAGGGAGAGAAACAGAGUCCACAAAUACCACAAUACCUCAGUAAUCUUGUUAAAUGUGCUGGCAUUCUUUGAAUCAUUACAUUAUAUUUCCUAUGUUGUUUUCUUUUUUAACUGUUGUUAGCUACAAAAACACAGAGCUUUCCAAUUAGGAUACAUUUGCGGUGUUUUACUGCCGUAACCUGCUUUCAGUCUUUACCCGUUAUUAAUACUUGGUUGCUUUAGUAAUUGUUGCUUUUUUUUUUAAAGGUGAUCAGAAGCAUAACAUAUAACAAUUCAAUUGAAUGAUAAAACUGUUAAAGUGUGUUUCUCUCAGUUCGGUGCGUGUGUGAGUGAGCUCACAGAUUUUUGAGAUUUAUCAAAUUUGUGUGGUUAGGAGAAAUCUACGCCCAUUUAUUUUCCUUCGUUCUUGUCUAAAUGCCUUUCCCCUGAUUGUUGAGUUACAGCCAGAG